Molecule: messenger RNA, 2046 nt
Organism: Gavia stellata (red-throated loon)
Lineage: Eukaryota; Metazoa; Chordata; Aves; Gaviiformes; Gaviidae
Gene: XPNPEP2
Product: X-prolyl aminopeptidase 2
Exons: 21
Coding region: 1-2046 (681 amino acids)
Molecular function (GO): metalloaminopeptidase activity
Source: RefSeq, a predicted model, not a curated record
AUGCACCCCCCGCAGUGGAUCGCAGCCUGGGUGCUCCUGCUCCACGGCUGUGCCGCGGGACGGCCACCGCAGGCUGCCUCUGCCAGGACCGACAUCCGGGACUGCUCCGCAGACCCACCGUACUUGCCCCCUACGGCCACCAACACGACGGCGCGGCUCGCCGCUCUGCGGGACACCAUGCGAGCCCACCAUGUCCAUGCCUACAUCGUGCCCUCCACGGAUGCCCACAUGAGCGAGUACAUCGCCGAGCGGGAUUCCCGGCUGGGCUGGCUGACCGGCUUCACCGGCUCUGCAGGCACCGGCGUGGUGACGCAGGACAAGGCUGCCCUGUGGACCGACAGCCGCUACUGGACCCAGGCUGAGCGGCAACUGGACUGCAACUGGGAGCUGGAGAGGACAACCUGGAUCGAGUCCAUUGGGCUGUGGAUCCUGGAGGCGGUUCCUGUGGGGGGGAACAUCAGCUUGGACCCCUUCCUCUUCUCCAUCGACACCUGGAACAGCUACAGCCGGGCUCUGCACGGCUCUGGCAGGACCCUUCUCCCCAUCGAGACCAACCUUGUGGAUCAAGUGUGGGGUGACCAGAGACCCCCUCCAGCCUCCAGCGAGAUCUACAACCUCCCAGCAGCAUUCACAGGGAGCAGCUGGCAGGAGAAGGUGGCCGGGAUCCGGCAGCAGAUGGAGCAGCACGUUCGACGCCCCACGGCCGUGCUGCUGUCGGGGCUGGAGGAGACGGCCUGGCUCUUCAAUCUCCGCGGAGACGACAUCCCCUACAACCCCGUCUUCUACUCCUACACCCUGCUGACCAACACCACCAUAAGCCUGUUCGUGGACGAGAUGCGGCUGUCAGCAGUGGCGCGGCAGGUCCUGCGGGAAGGCUGCCCGGGGCCGCUGUGUGUGGAGCUGCAGGAGUACGGGCAGGCACGCACCCACCUCCGCCGCUACGCCCAGGGCAACGUCACCAUCUGGCUGGGCACCGAGUACACCACCUACGGCCUCUACGGCGUCAUCCCCCAGGAGAAGCUGCUGGAGGACAGCUACUCCCCCGUCAUGCUGGCCAAGGCGGUGAAAAAUGCCAAGGAGCAGGAGCUGCUGCGAGCCGCUCACGUUCGGGAUGCGGUGGCUGUCAUCCAGUACCUGCUGUGGCUGGAGAAGAUGGUCCCGCAGGGGCAGGUGGACGAGUUUUCAGGGGCACAGCACAUCGACACACUUCGCCAGGCCCAGGAGCACAGCCGUGGGCCCAGCUUCCAGUCCAUCUCUGCCAGCGGGCUCAAUGCCGCGCUGGCCCACUACAGCCCCUCCAACGGGAGCAGCCGGAAGCUGUCUGUGGAUGAGAUGUACCUUUCGGACACUGGAGGGCAAUAUCUGGAUGGGACGACAGACAUCACGCGGACGGUGCACUGGGGUGUGCCGACCCCACUCCAGAAGGAAGCCUACACCCGUGUGCUGAUGGGCAACAUCGACCUGUCCCGCCUCGUCUUCCCGCCCAACACGGCAGGGAGAACGGUGGAGUCCUUCGCCCGCCGGGCACUCUGGGACGUGGGACUCAACUACGGCCACGGGACCGGCCAUGGCAUCGGCAACUUCCUCUCGGUCCACGAAUGGCCUGUGGGCUUCCAGUCUAACAACGUGCCACUGACAGCCGGCAUGUUCACCUCCAUCGAGCCCGGGUACUACCGGGACGGCGAGUUCGGGAUCCGCAUCGAGGACGUCGCCCUCGUGGUGGAGGCGCAGACCAAGCAUCAGAGCGGGGAGAAGCCCUUCCUGACCUUCGAGGUUGUGUCCCUGGUGCCCUACGACCGCAACCUCAUUGACCUCAGCCUCCUGUCACCAGAGCAGAUCCAGUACCUGAACGCAUACUACGAGACCAUCCGGGCACGCGUGGGGCCAGAGCUGCAGCGGCAGCAUCUGGAGGAGGAGUACCGCUGGCUGCAGAGGAGCACCGAGCCCUUCCCGCUGGGCAGCGCCGCCACCGCCACCAUGGCCACCCUGGGCACGCUGGCCCUCUCCUCCCUCCUCUCUGCGCUGCUCACUGGGCUGCAGGCCUGA